AUGAUCCAAAAGCUGAUUGACGCUGGUGACCUCAAGAAGUAUGUUCAUAAGGCAGAAAUCGAUGACAAUGCAAAACGAAGCAAGCAAGUCCAACUACCUGAGGGUAACCGAACACUCAAUACCAUUUCAUGCUCCGAAUCCAACGGACCCUCUAUGACUGCCCAGGCAGGAAAAAGAUUCAGAAAACAAUGCGAGGACUACUGCGAGCUGUACAAGAUCGACGAGGUCGGAGUUGAUGAGCACGAAAAAUGGAUGAACGCACCAAUGACAUUCGACGCUGAAGAUAUCGAAGAAGACAUGGAGGACCACAAUGAUCCUCUAGUUCUCACUUUACCAGUAGCAGGAUGUAACGUCAAAAAGAUCCUGAUUGACGGUGGGAGUUCAGUCAACGUUCUGUUUUAUGACAUGUUCAAACGAAUGGAACUGAAUGAUGGGCAACUGAUGUCUUCUUAUUAUACCAUUUAUGGAUUCAACGGCCCCCUAACGAAGCCCCUGGGAGACAUCGUGUUAGAAGUAAAGGCAGGACAAAUGAAGAUCGAAACCCGGUUCAGUGUGGUCGAUGCUCCUUCUCCCUACAAUGCCAUCAUCGGUCGAAGAUGGGUACACAAACUCAAAGGAGUAGCAACAACGUAUCACCAAUACCUUAGAUUCCCAACGCCCGAAGGGGUAAUGGAAAUUAAAGGAGAUCAGGUUACAGCCCGAGAAUGUCAAGCUCUGCAAAACCAACUCAAUAAUGAACAAGAUGAGCAACGGAAGUCCCGGAGAAACAAAACAAAGCGGCCGCCAAGGACAAGGCAAUUGACCUUUAUCUCGAAUAAAUCUCAGGAAAAAACUUGA
Papaver somniferum (opium poppy) is the source of this 837-nucleotide messenger RNA. RefSeq lists its product as uncharacterized. NCBI's taxonomy places the organism in Eukaryota, Viridiplantae, Streptophyta, Magnoliopsida, Ranunculales, Papaveraceae. The transcript has a single exon. Bases 1 to 837 code for a protein of 278 amino acids. The record is from RefSeq and is a predicted model, not a curated record.